AUGGUAACGGAAUUGUUUGACAUUGAACCCUCUUUCUGUGACUUUCAUUUUCUCCUCGCACAGUUGGACCAAAAAAGGGAAGCGUUCCGAAAGUAUCUCGAAUCGGCGGGUGCUAUCGAUUGUCUUAGCAAGGCCCUUAUCCGCCUGUACCAGGAAGAGCACAAGCCCGAAAAUGCGUGCAAAUUCAUCCGCCAGGUGCUGUGUGAAAACUGUCCAACCGACGAACAGGUGGUGGAAAGUUUGGAAGAGCUCGCCCAAGCUCGCAAGCGUAUCCAGCAGCUGGAGCGCGAAAAUCGAGGACUCGUUCUGAACGUUCGUCGCACCGCAAGCGAAACCAAUCUCGAGCUUGACAAUGGCCUCCAACAGCUGACGGAAGAUGAAGGGUGCAACUCAUUGCUCAAGAAACAUCUCACCCAGGAGCUGCUGGAUACGCUGAAGGAGGUGAAAACACCAGCCUACAAAUCGACACUCCUCGACUGUAUUCAGUCUGGCUUAAAGCAUCACGAUUCGCACGUUGGACUGUACGCGGCAGAUCCGAUGGCGUACAGCAUAUUUGCAGAUCUGUUUAAUCCACUGAUCGAAGAGUAUCAUGCGGGUUUCGGUGCGGCGGACAAACAGCCGGACCUUAGCUGGGGUGAUGCGACCGAACUGGAGAAUCCGGAUCCCGAGGGUCAGUACGUUAUAUCGACACGUGUACGAUGCGCUCGGUCAGUUGAAGGAUUCCCAUUCCAUCCACGCAUGCAGGAAGAUCAGUACGAAGAAAUUUACGAGAAGGUGCGUACGGCUGUGCAGGAACUGCCCGAAGAAUUGCAGGGUGAACUGCACCUGCUCGAAACGCUCGACGCGAGCACUAAGUUGGAGUUGACCGAAGGACACUAUCUAUUCAAAGAGUGUGACCGGUUCCUGGAUGAAGCUCAGGCCAAUCGAUUCUUCCCGGCGGGAAGAGCUAUCUUUCUGAACGAAGCGAAAACGUUUGUGGUUUGGGUAAAUGAAGAAGAUCAUUUGCGGAUCAUUUCCAUGCAGGAUGGUGCAGAUAUCGCGCAAGUAUAUCAACGGUUCAUUACCGCACUGGAUACGCUAGACAAUAAGAUUCCCUUCCAACGGGACGAACGUCUCGGCUAUCUUACCUUCUGUCCGACCAAUCUCGGCACCGCUAUACGUGCUUCGGUACAUAUUCGGCUACCGAAGCUGGGCAGUGAUAAGGCCCGACUGGAGGAGGUGGCGGCUACUCACAAUCUACAGAUUCGCGGUGUGCACGGAGAGCACACGGAAACCGAUGAUGGUGUGCUGGAUGUGUCCAACAAGCGACGCCUUGGCUUGACCGAGUUUGACGCCGUCAAGGAGAUGGUGGACGGUGUGAAGGCAUUGAUCGAGCUGGAAAAAGAGCUGGAAGCUGGAGGAGGUGGUGCUGAAGUUCCCACCGAAGCAGAAGCUGCAGAGGAAUAA
Molecule: messenger RNA, 1446 nt
Organism: Anopheles maculipalpis
Lineage: Eukaryota; Metazoa; Arthropoda; Insecta; Diptera; Culicidae
Product: arginine kinase-like
Exons: 3
Coding region: 1-1446 (481 amino acids)
Biological process (GO): phosphocreatine biosynthetic process
Molecular function (GO): creatine kinase activity
Source: RefSeq, a predicted model, not a curated record